AUGUCGGACUAUUUUCCCCGAGAAUUGCUGGUUGAAAUCGUCUCCAGACUCCCCGUGAAAUCCCUCCUACGAUUCAGGUGCGUAUCCAAAUCAUGGCGUUCCUUGAUCUCCUCUUCCAGUUUCAUCACCACCCACCUCAGUCACUUCACCACCACCCACCACCACCUCCUCAUCAAGCAUUUUUCCCUCUCUUCCAACCAAGAAAACUACUCUCUCUACCCGGACACCUCAGCCCCCACCUUCCACCACCAACCUCUAAGCCUCAAAUGCCCAUUCAAAACCAAAUCAAACACCUUCUUCAGGCUGGUUUCAACCACCCACGGCUUGCUCUGUCUCUCCGAUGACCAUUUUGGCUACACCUCCACUCUCAUCCUAUGGAACCCUUCACUCCGAAAAUACGUUACCCUCCCUCAACCUCGUAUCUGCUACGAUUCCUACGGUCCUUACAUGUUCGCUCUGGGUUGCGGUUUCGACACCAACACCAACGACUACAAGGUGGUUCGAAUCGCUUAUGUGCAGCACAGACCGGAUUCUUGGGAACCCAAUUCUGGUAUUAGCCCUCAAGAGGGUUACCUUGUUCCUCCUCAAGUCGAGGUGUUUUCUCUCAGAAACAAUUCAUGGAAACCCAUAACCUCAAAUAUUCCACAACAUCGUAUGGUUGAGUAUUUUUGGUCCUCUGUUUUUGUUAAUGGGGCGAUUCAUUGGCUUGGGUAUUGUCUGAAAAAGCAAGAAGGCCAGAGUUAUAGCAAUGUGAUAAUUGGGUUUGAUGUGGGUGGUGAGAUUUUUAAGGAUUUGAGUCUUCCAAAGAUGUUGGUAGAUGAGUACCCACUGAAUUUAUCAAUUUCGGUAUGUGGGGAAAUGAUAACAGUGUUUCAAUACGACAGUUGGCCCAAGAGUCAGAGGUGUUGUGUGUGGGUUAUGAAAGAGUACGGUGUCGUGGAGUCUUGGAGCAAGCAAUUUACAGUCGAGUUAAGCAAUAUAUAUGCUGUUCUUGGGUUUAGAAGGAAUGGUGAAGUGUUGAUCGCUAAAAGUGAUGGAGAAGUAGUUUUGUAUAACCCCAAGAGCAAUGGAGUGGGGAAGAUUGAGAUUCGUGGUGGUAGAGACUCAUUUUUUGUGGGGAAUUUUGCUGAGAGCCUUGUUUUGCUGGAUGGAGGAAAGCAUGUAAAUUGUUAUGAUGAGGAAGAAGAAGAAGCUGUUUUCAGGGGAGAAGAUAGAGCCAUGGUUGGUUUACUCGAACGUACUUCAAGUAUGCAUUAUGCUUUUGCAGUUCAUUUUCUCAACAACCCAUAUUGA
This is a messenger RNA of Ilex paraguariensis (yerba mate), 1293 nucleotides long. The record is from the annotation of a GenBank genome assembly. NCBI's taxonomy places the organism in Eukaryota, Viridiplantae, Streptophyta, Magnoliopsida, Aquifoliales, Aquifoliaceae.